Molecule: messenger RNA, 1680 nt
Organism: Galendromus occidentalis (western predatory mite)
Lineage: Eukaryota; Metazoa; Arthropoda; Arachnida; Mesostigmata; Phytoseiidae
Gene: gkt
Product: tyrosyl-DNA phosphodiesterase glaikit
Exons: 11
Coding region: 1-1680 (559 amino acids)
Biological process (GO): DNA repair
Cellular component (GO): nucleus
Molecular function (GO): double-stranded DNA binding; 3'-tyrosyl-DNA phosphodiesterase activity; single-stranded DNA binding
Source: RefSeq, a predicted model, not a curated record
AUGUCUGAAAGGACGAGAAAGGUUCACGAUAUAUCGGACAGUGAAGAGGAAGACAUCGAAAUCGUUCCCGUUGUGAGGAACGCGGUCGGAGACAUAAAGCCACCGCGCGACCUAAGCGUGCGACCAGGGACUAGCGCAUCGGCCUCAAUGAUCUCGCGAGAGUCUCCGACGAAAAGAUUUAGCGAGAGCCAAGAGAAGAACAUUGAAAUCCUGAAGAAAAGAAAACUCGACUCCGCGUCUGAUGCCGGCGACACCCUCGGGCCGGCUCUGGAUGCUAUCAUUCAAGAAUCCAGCGAAAUCGUCGAUCUUGAUCUCCCACCCUGUCGCUACGGCUCGAUGUGCUAUCAGACCAAUCAGACACACGUCGCAGCUUUUUCGCACAUCAAUCGAGGCUUGGGUUUUUACUUAACAAAGUGUGAAGGCAUCAGCGCAAAAUAUAACGCGGAUACAUUCACACGAUCCCUGAAACAGAUCUUACAUGAAGAUGUCGGUGACACCUUGGAGUCAGCGGUUCAUUUCAGUUACGUUUUUGAAAUGGAAUGGUUACUCAACCAGUAUCCAGAACCAUAUCGGAAACUACCGAUGUUAUUGGUUGUCCAGCAAAACAAGGAACUUCUCGACCUGCUCAUAGCCCAACGACAAGUUUAUCGGAACGUGUCCCUGUUGCCGAUCGAGCUUGCCCGCUUCGGAACGCACCACACGAAAAUGAUUUCCCUCAAAUACAAAAACUCUCUGAGGAUAAUCGUGACCACAGCUAACCUGUACGAGGCCGAUUGGUCCCAGAAAAGCCAGAUGCUUUGGGUCAGUCCACUUUUGAAAAAACUCGAGCCAAAACGAGGUCCGGAUUCGUCGACAGGUUUCCGGGCGUCAUUAUGCGCUUAUUUGCGUUCAUAUGGAAAACCGAAAUUGAUCGAUCUCGCCGAAAGUUACGCAGAUUAUGACUUCUCCAGAAUACAGAGCUUCUUCAUAGGUUCUUCUCCGCACUCGCCACGCAGCGGUCUCAUGACCUUGGAGUCGGUUCUGAAGAAGAACGUUCCACCGGUUCCUAGUAACUGUCCGGUCUCAUUUUGCUUCUCAAGCGUAGGGACGCUCGGGAAUGAUGAUGGGGCUUGGUUCCGAUCCGUGCUCGGAAGGCGGCUUAUGUCAUCGGAUGCGACAACACGUAAAGCCUUGAGCGUCAGUGACGUCACGAGAAGCAACUUUCAGCCGAUCUAUCCGACCGUGGAAGAGGUUCGGAAAAGUCUGGAAGGGUACGCAGCAGGGCGUAGUCUGCCCUACUCCGGAGCGACCCAUAAUCGACAAAAAUGGCUGUCCCACUGGCUCCAUCACUGGAAGGCUGAUCACUGUGGGCGUUCUCGAGCCGCUCCUCAUGUUAAAUUCUACAUUCGUACUUCUGAGGACUUCGAUGACACUUAUUGGUUCUUAAUGACAUCCGCGAAUCUCUCCAAAGCGGCAUGGGGCAAUGUAGAAUUAAGGGCGCCACUUUCUUACGAAUGUGGAAUUCUGUACGUUCCCGGACGACCCGUGAAGACAAAAGAUCUGGUGGUCCCCUUCGACCUCCCACCGGAGCGCUACAAACUGUCCGAUCGUCUCUGGGUGCAAGACUCGCGCUAUGCAGCUCUUGACGACUUCGGGAACACUUGGGACCCCAGCAAGGGAGGAGCAGUGGAGAGCGUGUGA